AGCUGAGAAAACUGAAGUCCUCAGUGAAGAUCUAUUACAGAUUGAACGGCGCCUGGACACAGUGCGGUCCAUGUGUCACCAAUCCCAUAAGCGCCUGAUGGCGUGCUUCCAGGGCCAGCAUGGCACUGAUGCGGAGAGAAGACACAAAAAACUCCCUUUAACUGCUCUCGCUCAGAAUAUGCAAGAAGCCUCAACUCAGCUGGAAGAAUCUCUCCUGGGGAAGAUGCUGGAGACGUGUGGAGAUGCUGAGAAUCAGCUGGCUCUCGAGCUCUCUCAGCAUGAAGUCUUUGUUGAAAAGGAGAUCGUGGACCCUCUGUAUGGCAUAGCAGAGGUGGAGAUUCCCAACAUCCAGAAACAGAGAAAACAGCUCUCAAGAUUGGUGUUAGACUGGGAUUCAGUUAGAGCCAGGUGGAACCAAGCUCACAAAUCUUCAGGAACCAAUUUUCAGGGGCUUCCAUCAAAAAUAGAUACCCUAAAGGAAGAGAUGGACGAAGCUGGAAAUAAAGUAGAACAGUGCAAGGACCAACUUGCAGCAGACAUGUACAACUUCAUGGCCAAAGAAGGGGAGUAUGGCAAAUUUUUUGUUACGUUAUUAGAAGCCCAAGCAGAUUACCAUAGAAAAGCAUUAGCAGUCUUAGAAAAGGCCCUUCCCGAAAUGCGAGCCCAUCAAGAUAAGUGGGCGGAAAAGCCAGCUUUUGGGACUCCUUUGGAAGAACACCUGAAACGGAGUGGGCGCGAGAUCGCGCUUCCCAUCGAAGCCUGUGUCAUGCUGCUCCUGGAAACAGGCAUGAAGGAGGAGGGCCUUUUCCGAAUUGGGGCUGGAGCCUCCAAGUUAAAGAAACUGAAAGCUGCUUUAGACUGUUCUACUUCUCACCUGGAUGAGUUCUAUUCAGACCCCCACGCAGUAGCAGGUGCUUUGAAGUCCUAUUUACGGGAAUUGCCAGAACCUUUGAUGACUUUUAAUCUGUAUGAAGAAUGGACACAAGUUGCAAGUGUGCAAGAUCAAGACAAAAAACUUCAAGAUUUAUGGAGAACAUGUCAGAAGUUGCCACCACACAAUUUUGUUAACUUUAGGUAUUUAAUCAAGUUCCUUGCAAAGCUUGCUCAGACUAGUGACGUUAAUAAAAUGACUCCUAGCAACAUUGCGAUUGUGUUAGGCCCUAACUUAUUAUGGGCCAAAAAUGAAGGAACACUUGCUGAAAUGGCAGCAGCCACGUCUGUCCACGUGGUUGCAGUGAUUGAACCCAUCAUUCAGCAUGCCGACUGGUUCUUCCCUGAAGAGGUGGAAUUUAACGUAUCAGAAGCAUUUGUACCUCUCGCCACCCCAAAUUCUAAUCACUCAUCCCACACUGGAAGUGACUCUGACUCGGGUACUCUUGAGAGGAAGCGGCCCGCCAGCAUGGCAGUGAUGGAAGGGGACUUGGUGAAGAAGGAGAGCUUUGGUGUGAAGCUUAUGGACUUCCAGGCCCACCGGCGGGGUGGCACCCUAAAUAGAAAGCACAUAUCCCCCGCUUUCCAGCCGCCACUCCCGCCCACAGAUGGGAGCACCUUGGCGCCAGCAGGCCCAGAGCCCCCUCCACAGAGCUCUAGGGCUGAAAGCAGCUCUGGGGGUGGGACUGUCCUUUCCUCUGCGGGCAUACUGGAGCAGGGGCCAAGCCCAGGCGAUGGCAGUCCUCCCAAACCCAAGGACGCUGCAGCUGCCCCUGCCCCUGCCCCUGCCCCUGCCCCUGCACCAGCGAGAAACAGCAGUCAGAUGACCACUGGCCAAACCCAGGCCCAGGCGGCUGCUGGCUCCCACCAGCUCUCCGCUGGCCCAGCUCAUAACGCUGUGGGGCAUAGCCCUCAUACUCUGCGUCGAGCUGUUAAAAAACCUGCUCCAGCACCUCCGAAACCAGGAAACCCACCUCCUGGCCAUCCUGGGGGCCAGAGUUCUCCGGGAACAUCUCAGCAACCACCCAGUUUGUCACCAAAGCCAUCUACCCGAAGCCCCUCUCCUCCCUCCCAGCACCAGGGCCAGACUCCAGGCCAGCCUGCGGCCCCCUCCCAGCUCUCUGCACCCCGGAGGUACUCCAGCAGUUUGUCUCCAAUCCAAGCUCCCAGUCACCCACCACCACAGCCCCCAACCCAGGCCAUGCCGCUGAUGCACACCAAACCCAGUAGCCAAGGCCUUCCCACCCCUAUGGCCUUGCCCAGUGAGCACGGACUCGAGCAACCAUCUCACACCCCUCCUCAGACUCCAACGCCCCCCAGUACUCCACCUCUAGGAAAACAGAAUCCCAGCCUGCCAUCCUCUCAGACUCAGGCGGUGAGUAACCCUGAGUCUGCACAGCUACAUGCUGGAACCUUACCAAGACCAAGACCAGUACCAAAGCCAAGAAACCGACCCAGUGUGCCCCCACCCCCCCAUCCUCCUGGUGCCCACUCAGCUGGGGAUGGCAACCUUACCAACACUGCACCAACAGCUUCCAAAAUAGUAACGGAUGUAUGACCCGUCAUAUUCAGUAAGAACUGAAAUUGGAAUAUUUAAUGAUGCCAAUUCUAGAGUUCCAGAACCGCUUCGCAGCAUCUUCCCUGACGUGCACUCAGACUCAGCAAGCAAAGACCUGCCUGGCCGCAUUCUACUGGACAUAGACAAUGACACGGAGAGCACCGCCCUGUGAGAAAGCCACCUCCCAACCCUCAGCCCCUCCCACCCUGGCGAGUGGAGCAGGGGCAGGCAGACCAAACAGUGAAAAGCUUUCAGUGGAGCGAAAGGAAAGGCCUCGCUCUGCGGGACUUGGCCUUCUGCGCCACCAAGGAGAUGGCGCAGGCUGACACUAAAGCUGAAUGACCUGUGUCUGGAAGAAGCUGGCUUUCUUUACCUAGGAAGGAAAUCAUGCCAAAAAAUCAAAAGCAAAGAAAUACCUAGAGUGGAAGGAAUAUUCCUGCCAAGAUGAGUAGAGGAAGCUUUUGUCACUGCUGUUAAAACAGGCAACACCUACAGCAAUUUGGAAUGAGUAAGAAGCAGUGUGUUAAUAACUAUUUAAUAAAAUACGUUAAUUGUGCAAGUCUCCUACUUCCUGCUACUCAGACUUCUAUUCUUCUGUAUUAGGAGGGAGGUUCUUCUCCUUCAGAGUUGCUGCCGAAUCAUUUUGUAUUAAGUAUGGUCUGUGUCUCCCCCAAUUCCCUCAGAACCACGAGCAUUGAUGGUGACUGCUGGAUCUGUCAUCCCAUCAAACUGGUUGUGACUUGUGCCUUGUUGGAUUGCCAGAAUGUAGAAAGAAAUGUACUGUUUUUUUUUUUUAAUGUAAUUGCUACUUGAUAAGGACCGAACAUUAUUCUAGUUUCAUGUUUAAUUUGAAUUAAAUAUAUUCUGUGGUUUAUAUGAAAA
Otolemur garnettii (small-eared galago) is the source of this 3370-nucleotide messenger RNA. It is a transcript of the gene ARHGAP17, whose product is annotated as Rho GTPase activating protein 17. Bases 71 to 2488 code for a protein of 805 amino acids. The transcript is spliced from 20 exons. The record is from RefSeq and is a predicted model, not a curated record. Gene Ontology annotation, molecular function: protein binding; GTPase activator activity. Gene Ontology annotation, cellular component: cytoplasm; cytosol; intracellular anatomical structure. Gene Ontology annotation, biological process: regulation of actin cytoskeleton organization; regulation of Rac protein signal transduction; signal transduction. Lineage: Eukaryota; Metazoa; Chordata; Mammalia; Primates; Galagidae.